Molecule: messenger RNA, 1996 nt
Organism: Erythranthe guttata (spotted monkey flower)
Lineage: Eukaryota; Viridiplantae; Streptophyta; Magnoliopsida; Lamiales; Phrymaceae
Product: cytochrome P450 714A1
Molecular function (GO): oxidoreductase activity, acting on paired donors, with incorporation or reduction of molecular oxygen; monooxygenase activity; heme binding
Source: RefSeq, a predicted model, not a curated record
UUAAUUAAUGGAGCUAGCAAGUACAAGGAAUCAUGGUGCGGCUUAUAUAAAAUCAGCUCAACACUCCAUACCAAAAAUAAGAAAGAGCAAAUUAAUUAAUUAAUUAAAGGUUAAAAAGAAAAGCCCAAAAAAUGAAGGGGUUUCAUCUUCUUCUUCUUCUUCUUACAACAACUUUUGUUCUUUCUAUUGUUGUCAAAAGUAGCAAGAAGAAACUUGUGACGACGAUUCUUGUUUUCGUGUGUCCUCUGGUUUUGUGGUGUUUCUUGAAAAACACGUGGCUAAAUCAAUGGCGGAUCCGAAGGAAGCUUCAACAACAAGGCAUCAAAGGGCCGAAGCCUUCUUUUUUGUACGGAAAUGUUUGGGAGAUGCAGAAAAUCCAAGCUUCUGCGGCCAAUAUGGAGGAGACGAAGAAGAUGAAGAAGACGACGACGAAUACCGAUGAAUUUGUUGCCCAUGAUUACACUUCAUCUCUAUUCCCCUACUUUGAACAAUGGAGAAAACAAUACGGUCCGGUUUACACAUACUCGACGGGAAAUAAGCAACACAUGUACGUGAACCAUCCGGAGCUAGUGAAGGAGAUGAACCACUGUAUAUCGUCGGAGUUGGGGAAGCCUUCUUACAUAACAAAAAGACUUGCACCUAUGCUUGGGAAUGGUAUUUUGAGAUCCAACGGCCACGUUUGGGCACAGCAGAGGAAAAUUGUUGCACCUGAGUUUUUCAUGGACAAGGUCAAGGGAAUGGUGGGAUUGAUGGUGGAAUCGGCCGAGUCGUUGACCAACAAAUGGGAGAGUCUUAUCGGAGACGAAUACGGUCAAACGACAGAGAUCAAAGCAGAAGAGGAUUUGAGAAGUGUCUCCGCAGAUGUCAUCUCGAAAGCUUGCUUCGGUAGCUCUUAUUUGAAAGGCAAACAAAUUUUCUCCAAACUUCGAACCCUCCAGAAGGCCAUCACCACCCAAAGCUUCCUCUUCGGUUCCCAUGCAUUCGGGUUGCAGUCGACCGGACAACGUAGAAAAAUUGAGCAUCUGGAGAUCGAGAUAGAAACGCUUAUAUGGGAAGCGGUGAAGGAGCGGGAGCGCGGGCCCCACGAUGACGUGGAAAGUAAGGAUCUGCUGCAGCUGAUAUUGGAAGGUGCGGUGAACAAUAAUGAUGACGUGGGGGGCGACGAUUCGUCCUCAAAGAGUUUCAUAGUUGAUAACUGCAAGAACAUUUACUUUGCCGGCCACGAGUCGACCGCAGUUGCCGCGUCUUGGUGCCUCAUUCUACUAGCCCUGCACCCGCAAUGGCAAGAACGUAUACGGGACGAGGUGGCUCAAAUAUGCGGGCCCCACGGCCGCAUGGACUCCGAUUCUAUCCACAAGUUGAAAACGGUGACAAUGGUGAUUCAAGAAGUGUUGAGAUUGUACCCGCCAGCAGCGUUCGUGUCGAGGGAGGCGCUUCAAGAAACCAAAAUCGGCCACAUUGUCGUCCCGAAAGGCGUGUGCCUGUGGACUCUGAUCCCUACAUUGCACAGGGAUCCCGAUGUGUGGGGUCCGGAUGUGAACGAGUUCAAUCCGGAACGUUUUGCAAAUGGGGUCUCUAAAGCUUGCAAAAUGCCGCAGGUCUAUAUCCCUUUUGGAUUAGGCCCGAGGCUUUGCUUGGGCCGCAACUUUGCGCUCGUUCAGCUCAAAAUUGUCGUGGCCCUAAUAGUGUCCAAGUUCACAUUCACCCUGUCUCCGAAAUACGUACAUUCACCUGCGUAUAGAAUGAUCGUGGAGCCUGGACAAGGCGUUCGUUUACUUGUUCGACGAUGUCGCGAAUAGCUCCUCGUGUGGGCUACCUUUAUAUCUAUAACUUUUGGCUACUAGUUUUAAUUCAAUUUGUGUAAUAUAUGGUAUAAUAUGUAUGUCCAGCUUCAGCAUUUGUUUGAAGUAUUGAGUAUUUAGUGAUAGAUUUUUCAUCGAAACAAGGGAGAUUUAUUCAUGUAAGGCUAAUUAAUUUAUUCAUUUAAAACUCAAAA